Molecule: messenger RNA, 2128 nt
Organism: Rhopilema esculentum
Lineage: Eukaryota; Metazoa; Cnidaria; Scyphozoa; Rhizostomeae; Rhizostomatidae
Source: RefSeq, a predicted model, not a curated record
GACACGAACACGAAACCCGUAUCAGAUUCGUAUCAGAUUCGUGAAUUUCUUGUGAAUGAAAGCUUGAGCAAAAGCUUGAGGAAACGUAACAGGUGGUUAACAAAUGGAAUUUUCAACAUGGAGAAACAGCAUGGCUCUUUUACUUAUCAUAAUAAUGGAGAUUCUCAUUUUCUGCACCUUUCACUUGAAUUUAUUCUCAACAAAAGUGAAACAUUGUCAAGUUUCCUGUAAGGGAUCGAUUGAUUAUGUGGAUCGUUGGAAUAGAAAUCCUGUAUACUCUAAGUUCCAAAUAAUGAGGCCAGCAAUCAGAAAGAAAACAAACUUUUUGAUAAUCGUUUCAUCAGCCCCAACAAGAAGAGACAGACGAUCAGCAAUUAGAGAAACAUGGUGGAAAGAUUGUGUGAGCAGUGACCAGGUUAUUGUUAAAUGCAUCUUCAUCACAGACCAACCUGACGGAUCAUCACCAGACGGGAAGAGGUUGAUGAAAGAACAAAGAAAUCACAAAGAUCUUGUAUUUCAAGACCUCAGUGGAGGAGUCGAGUUCGGCAAACGGUUUUUGUAUCACAUGGUUUGGGCCAUGCAGAACUACGAGUUUGAUUAUUUUUUAAGGAUGGACGAUGAUCACUUCUUUUGCCUCGAGCGAUUUCUACACGAGCUUCCGAUGCCUAUGCGCCCCAUGUACCACUGUAUUGCAUCCCAAAUAUUGUUCGAUCAGAUGAGAGCAUGGUUUUGUUAUCACGUGACAUAAUUGAAUUGUUUUUGAACCAAGAUCCGUAUGAAAUCAAAGGCCAUCCUUGGGGGAACAUUAUGAUAGCAACAUGGGUGAAAGAUCUUGACUUACCCGACCUAUACAAUAACGACCCUAGGCUACAUCAUGAUCCACAACUAAAAUUCAUGAAAAAUAUUACGCAACAUUUUCAAAACGUUUGCGACAAUUUCAUCGGGGUACAUGGAAGUUAUCGAAAGGACAUGAGACUUUUAUGGAAAAUUAAAAAGGAAGGAUAUCAAAUUUGAUGCCAAGCUUGAUUCAUAUACCUCAAAGUGCAAAGUACCUCAGCAAUUCGAUUGGACCAAAUUCGUAGACACUUGGCGGUAUGAGCCUAAAAAGUGGAUCAACAACCCUUCAUGGAAUACUACAAAGCAGGAGAAAGGUGGCAAAGAAUACCUGGGUAGAGAGGGUGGUCAAAUUUCAAAGAAAUAGCGUUUGAACCAGAGAAUGACACUCAAUUAAUGUUUAGCAUAUGUAAGUGUCAUUGGAAAUGGAAAUAGCCCUCAUGCCAACUGCAAAAAGAGCUUAAUUUCUUACUGGUCUUUGCACAAUUGUUCAAUUUGAACAAAGAUAAACAGGAUCAUAGGCUAAAUAUAGCUCUAUUUGGGAUGUAAAGUAAUGAAUUAUUAAAUUGUGCAAAAAACAUCUACAAAGAACACAUGUAAACAUCGCAAAAUCCAUGCACUAAUAGUGGAUGGUUUUUUUCACUCUUACGGAGUUGUUACUCCAUGUUGUAUGGGGUUGAAUGGGGUCUUCAUUUUACCUUAGUUCUUCAAUAAGCUGUUUUUCAUUAUAACAGUGGUUUAUUGAACUUACUUUGCCUUUGCUACAUUUCGCAAAGAUUCUGAAUUUUCAAACUCGAUAUUAUGGAAUUAAUGGGGAAGGGGUAGGGAUGGGAUGGUGGUAAAUGCCGCGGAAAGCAUGAAGUUUGCUGCGCAAACGCCUUUACCAUAGUUUACUGACGUGUUAUUAAUCAAGGUCGUGUUUUUAUUACUCUUACACUUUAUUUUGUUUGGUAAUAGCUCUACAUAGGUUCAAUCGUUAGCACAUUUAUCAUUGGUAAUAUCUUUUGUAUUUGCCGGUUGGCUAAUUGACUUGGUACGUUUACACAUAUCUUUUUCAACUAUGUUUUCUAAAGAGACCGAUAUCUAAAAACUAACUGCUUAUUGUUUAAUGAAGUUCGUGUUUGAAAUGAGCGUGUAAGUGUAUACCACAUAUCUUUUACUCAUAAAAUGAUAUAAUACAAAAUGUUCUAUUGAUUGUUGAUUUUCUUACUGCAACAUACUUUGUUGACUUGUUCGGACUAUUACGACAGAGAAAACCGAGAUUCAAUCACUCCUAAAAAUCUCGUUCACCUUU